UUCUUUAAGUGUAUGUUUUCACCAGGCAGACAAUUAUUUAAUCAAAGCAGGAGGAUAUCACGAUAGUUGUGAAAUGAGCUGCGUAUGUUUAACUGAAGAACUCACCUGCACCGUGUGGUUUACGACUUGUGGCAAUUUUUCAGAUGGAAAACAAAAAAAUUGGAGGCAAUCGACUGGACGACGAUCUACGUCAGAGGAAGAUUUCAAAAGGUUUGGUGCGACAUGUUUUGACGAGGAACACUGGUGACAGGAUUGCGUUGGGGAGAGUAACACGACAACUUGACAAAGAAAGAAUAGCAAAGGAAGUAGAUUACCAGCAACAGAAACAGAAGCUUUUACUCCAGAAGUUUGAAUCGCAGAUGAAAGAGCGUUCUGUGAAGGAUUCUCAACAAACAUCGAACGAACUCGAAGGCUCAAUGGGGUUGCGAAAUGCGGCUGGAAAACCUCUCAUGUCGCGGUAUAGAAGUUUUUCCGAGCUGGAGAUGUCGAGCUCGCAAUUGCAAGGGUUGAAGUGUCCUGUAGAGAUUCGUGAGGCGCUUGAGCAAAAAGCGAAAACAAACAGGGGACUCAAUCAUUCGCGACUGGCAGUUGAAAAGGGAGCAAACGAAACCAACCGGCCGAGGUUACGCAAAACAGGAGUGAUAAAACCGCCAGAGCGUUCAAGCAUCGUUGAGGGAGCGAGAAUGAAGCGGACUAAGACGCUAUCAGAUAUUUUACCUCCCGUUAUUCUUCCACCAAUAUUUCAAUCUGGCGCAACUUCUUUGGAAAAGAGGACAGUUCUGGAGAAUCAGCGGACAAAAACAAAAGAAUAUAUUUCUGAGGGCUCUGGCACUAAUUCGACACCAAUGGUGACUGAGAUAAGAGAGUUAGAGGACUUAGAGGAUUGUCGAUAUCUUAGGAAAAGCAAUUUUCGAUGAGCUCAGCUAAGUGUGUAACCAUGUUAUGCAGGAGUAAAUUUAAAGUAAGUUUUCUUUUAAACUGAUUCCUUUUGUUUUAACGAAGGAAGUGAAACUAGUUACUAGAGGGUAGGAAAUUGAAGAAUCGAAGGGCCUGAUAUGGGGACAUAAGGCAGGGACAAAAUUUCAAACUUUAGGGACCAGUCACUCUCCCCUCCCCUCCCCCAGCGAUAAUAAAUCACGACCUUCCCUCAGUGCAAUGUAAACAUUAUUUCUUUCAGCGUAGUUAUCAGGCCUUAGCCCUUCAUGUUACGUACAUACUCCGGAGCGUGGAAUAUACAAUGGCAAAAUAAAGAUUAAGUAUGAGAUGAACAUUUCAAGUCAAUCAUUGUUAGAUCAUCUUCACUAUUGCUUAAAUAAUGCUUUACUGCGAUGAUCGUGCACUUAUACGUUUCAUAAGCGCAGUUCAGAUAUGUGUCUUUCAUAUAUUCUUUAUGUUUGAUUCCUCAUCUUACGGGUUUAUGUCGAAUUAAUUUAAUGGCCUGCUCCCAGUUGGAUUGUCAGCUCAAUUGGUAGA
Molecule: messenger RNA, 1473 nt
Organism: Stylophora pistillata
Lineage: Eukaryota; Metazoa; Cnidaria; Anthozoa; Scleractinia; Pocilloporidae
Source: RefSeq, a predicted model, not a curated record